Molecule: messenger RNA, 1883 nt
Organism: Esox lucius (northern pike)
Lineage: Eukaryota; Metazoa; Chordata; Actinopteri; Esociformes; Esocidae
Product: ADP-ribosylation factor-like protein 1
Exons: 6
Coding region: 118-663 (181 amino acids)
Biological process (GO): intracellular protein transport; vesicle-mediated transport
Cellular component (GO): Golgi apparatus; cytoplasm
Molecular function (GO): GTPase activity; GTP binding
Source: RefSeq, a predicted model, not a curated record
AUGGACGAAGAGGUAUCACGUCAUGACGACACUACAGGAAAAGACUUUCAUACAAAUCGAUAAAACUCCUUACUUAGCUUGUGACUGAUAGCUAGCAGGGACUGUAAUUGGGAAGACAUGGGUGGGUUCUUCUCCAGUCUCUUUUCUGGCCUGUUUGGCACCAGGGAGAUGAGGAUUCUGAUUCUGGGUUUGGAUGGAGCUGGGAAAACCACAAUCCUUUACAGACUUCAAGUUGGGGAGGUUGUCACCACUAUUCCCACCAUUGGUUUUAAUGUAGAAACGGUGACAUACAAGAAUCUGAAAUUCCAGGUGUGGGAUCUUGGAGGGCAGACCAGUAUCAGGCCGUACUGGCGCUGCUACUACUCUAACACUGAUGCCAUUAUCUAUGUAGUGGACAGCAGUGACAGGGACAGGAUGGGAAUCUCCAAGUCUGAAUUGGUGGCUAUGCUUGAGGAAGAGGAGCUGAAGAAGGCUGUACUGGUGGUAUUUGCCAACAAGCAGGACAUGGAGCAGGCCAUGACACCCACUGAGGUAGCCAACUCUCUGGGGCUGCCAGCCCUCAAAGACAGGAAGUGGCAGAUCUUCAAGACCUCUGCCACCAAAGGCACAGGAUUGGAUGAGGCCAUGGAAUGGCUUGUGGAGUCUCUCAAAAGUGGACAAUAACUUCAGCCUGACACCCUGUAAAUAUGUGACAUCCUAACGCAUCUCAAUGCCGCUCAGUGUGAAGUGAACUUUGCUGGGUCUAUGGCUUGACUCCCAUAUACUGAGCUUCCUUAUUCCAAAGGGUUGAAGUCCAUGUUCUCCUCUUUACAUGCCUUGGAGAGUGAUUUGACGAAAAGCUAGCCAAGCUUCUAGAUGGUAUACCUAGUGUUUCUCAGUGUAGUUGUAUAGCAUUUAGCAACCAUGCUGUUUGUGCCACAAUUCGUUCCUAUACAAGCUUCAACAAACAAUGUCCUGCGUUUGACGAUAUUCAUAAUUGGAUGUUUUUGUACUGCUGAGGAAUGCCUAAGAAAGUAUUUAAUCCAAUAGUUUAUUGUUAAAAGCAACAUUGGGUGUACAGGAAAGUAAAUGAGGAAAGCUCUGUUCUACUUGUAACCAGCUACAUGUUGCCCAGUUGUUAGGCUGAUGUCAAACAUGUGUGAGAAACCAUUGUGUGCAAAAAGCCAAAAUGGAAUACAUGGUUGGUUUUGAUUUCGGGAAGGGGUGCUGCUAAAACCAGUAGCAAAUUUAUUGAAUAACUAACCAACUAAACAAUGCUACAUACUUCACACAAACAGAAAGAUCGAGUUUGUACAUACUUUAUGUUAUUGUUAAACGGGCUGGUAAUAUGCAAGGAUUAAGAUAAACUGGCCCACAACUGAAUCUACCUGGAUAACACAGAUGGUCACUAAAUUCUGUACAGUACAACUAGACUGACAAAAUAUGUAUACCAUACAGUGUCUGCGUGAAAGCUGGACUAUGGCAAAGUGCACCUACAAGGCAUUGACCUGGAUUACAAGAACUACAGUAACCUGGACGGAGUGGAUUGCCUUGAUGCAGGGGACAUGUUAAGGUGGACUUCUUUUGCAGCUGUUGGAUGUUUUACAACAUGAUUCCGUUUCAUUCCUAUCAAUUUUCCUUUUCUAUUACUGCAGUAUUGCCAAAAAGGUGUCCACGUUUUUAGCAAUACUACAAAAAAUAUAUAUAUAUAUUUCAGAUAUUUAUUUAGGUUAUGGUUGCUGUGGACAUGUGGUUGUCCUUGUUUUGUGUUGUCUAUAGAGUCUCACGGUUUGUCCUUAUAAAUUUGGAUAACAUUGAUUUAAAUAUUUAUGUUCCUUGAUAAUGCUGUUAAUGAAAAUAAAUCAAUUUCAUUGUAUGCAAAAGGUGGAAGUUACUGGUUGUAU